AUGUCGGCCGAGAUGCCCGAGGACUCGUGCACGGGCUUCGACUCCUGGAAGGUGACCCAGGACCUGUCCUGCAGCCAGCGGGGCUUGGACACGAAGGUGGACGGCCGCCUCCUUCCCUUUAGUAAGAGUGCCUGUGAGUUCAACCACUUGCGGAAGAGAAGCGAAUCCCAGACCAUAAGCCCGGUCGCCAGCAGCCCGGUCCUGGCGCAGAGCCACCUGAGGAAACAGUUACCCUGGUACAUCUCGGUUAUCCACGAGAAGGAUCACUGCCUGCUCACGCUGGGGGAGGAAGUGCAGCGGCUGUCCGUGAUGGAGGCGUUGCUUCAGAAGCGAGAUGAGGAGGUCUUGGCCCUCUGGGAGGAGAGGGAGGCCUUGAAGAAACAGCUGAAAUGCGUCCUCCAAAGCAAAGGCCAGGAGACGUGGGUUUGCCAGAGCGGGAAGGAGACUGUGGCAAGGCCCAGCGGGGGGCUGAGCAUCCUGAAAAGCAUCUUCAGAGACGAGGAGGAGCUGCAGCACUGGAGACAGCUCCAGGAGGAGUGUGCCGCGCUCAGCAGAGGCGAGGACACGGAAGAGCAAGAGGCAGCAGACGCCGAGGCUGAAAAGGCGGAGGAAGAGGCGGCCCAGGGGGAAGGGAAGCGCGCAGCAGGCGGCAAGGGGGCUGCAGCCAAGGAGGGGGGUGGGGAGCAGGAACAGCUGGAGGAAGAGGAGGAGAACGAGGAGGAGGACAGGGACCAGCGCAGGAGGAGCUCCCGCUCCCUGGAGGAGACUUUCGAGCAGGAGCUGAUAGCCCAGCUGGAGGAGUACGAGCAGGUGAUCCAGGAGUUCCAGGCAGAGCUGGAGGUCACCAGGACCAGAUACUUGCUCGCAACAGGGGCCAUCACGUCUUUACAACGCCAACUGGACUUCCAGGAAUCGCAGCUGCAGACGUUGAACAUGGAGAAUGAUACCCUGCAGAAGGAGCUCCGGGAACGGAAGGACCAGUUACAAGCCAUGUCCAACAAGUUCUCCAACAUCAGGGAAGACAAGAAGCACGAAGAGAUGAUGGGCAUCAUCGAGAAGGACAACGUUCUUCUUCGCCAGCAAGUGUGGGAGCUGCAGAGCAAACUCGCAAAGCAGGAGCACACCAUCGCGGAGUUCGACGCCAAGGUCAGCCAGCUGCAGGCCCAGGUGAGCCAGAACCAGAACCACCUGCAGAGACGGAAAUGGCUGCAGGAGGAGAUGUUGAGCAAGAACGAAAUGAUCCAGCAGGCGGAGCAGCAGGCGCGCGUGGCCCUGGAGAGCGCCCAGUCCCGGCUGGAGAGACUGAGAAACAAGAUCAUCCAAGCCACCUUCAGCACCUCCGGGGUCAAGUCCUUUGCCACUGAGAUCUCUGACAAUGACAUUCUGGAAGCUUUGCAGAGGAUAGUCUCCGAGAGAGCCGACUACUACAGUCAGCUCAAGCAGAAGGGCAUCCGAGUGCCCCCCCUGCAGCAGUCAGAGGCCCUGUCCUCCCUGAACAAGUCCAAGAAGAUAACCUCCAAGUAGACCCAGCCUGCACCCCCAGACACCGCCGCCCAGCAGAGACCUGGAC
Ailuropoda melanoleuca (giant panda) is the source of this 1570-nucleotide messenger RNA. RefSeq names its product coiled-coil domain-containing protein 27. The record is from RefSeq and is a predicted model, not a curated record. The transcript has 10 exons. Lineage: Eukaryota; Metazoa; Chordata; Mammalia; Carnivora; Ursidae. Bases 1 to 1524 code for a protein of 507 amino acids.